GAAGCGGGGCGCCGCGGGGGUCCUGAUACGACAGCACACUGGGGCUGAUACGGUGGAUCACCAGCAACGCUGGGUCAUACCACUGGGAUACCACUGGAGCCAGUAUGUCAGAGUAUGUUCCCACUAUUGUCUCAUUCCAUCUGGUUACUAGAGAUGACAAGCAGAGGCAUGGCCAGUCCUUUCUCAGUAAGCACAGCUCCCUCCUUCUAACACCUAGCCUCACCCCAGCUCUCUUAUAAAUAGCACAGGUGCGCCGGACCCAAGUCAUCCUGAGCGGUGAGGUGCAGGCAGGCAAAGACAGAGAGCAGGCUGAGUGAUAGUGCUCUGCAGAAACGGACUGUGUGUGUGUGUCUCGGCAGACUCACAGCGCUGCACUCUGUGUGUGUGUGUGUGUGUCUCAGCAGACUCACAGCGCUGCACUCUGUGUGUUUGUCUCAGUCUGUGUUCACUGGCCACUCCUGCUAGCACAACUGAUACUGAAUUACGACUGUGAAGAAAUUGAAACACUGUCCCUGGGGAAGGAGUCAGCUAGAGACAGCAGAGCAGAGCCCCUGUGAGCCGCGAUGGGGAAGCUGACAGUGCAGCGCUAUGUGACCGGUGCCCUGGCUGGCGUGGCUGUGGGCAGCGGAGUCAUCGCUCUGAUCCUGAGCCUCGUGAAAAUCACCAGCGUCACCCUGCCCCCGAGCUUCAAGUACGGCAUGGUGUUUGACGCGGGUUCCACUCACACGUCCCUCUUCGUGUACAAGUGGCUGGCGGACAAGGAGAACGGCACGGGCCUGGUCACUCAGCUCCUGCUGUGCGAUGUGGACGGCCCUGGGAUCUCCAGCUACAGCUCAGACCCUCCUAGGGCGGGACAGUCCCUGCGCAGCUGCCUGGACACCGCGGCAGCAGCCAUCCCCUCGGAGCGGCAGAGAGAGAGCCCAGUGUAUCUGGGGGCCACGGCGGGCAUGAGGCUGCUGGAGAUGCAGAGUCCCGUCGAGACGGAGCAGGUGCUGGCGGAGGUGAGGAACACGAUCCGCUCGUACCCCUUCGAUUUCCAGGGCGCUCGAAUCAUCUCGGGGGCAGAGGAGGGGGCGUACGGCUGGAUCACCAUCAACUACCUGCUGAGCUCCUUCAUCAAGUUCUCUUACGAAGGGAAGUGGAAGCACCCCAAGAACGGGAAUCUCCUGGGAGCGCUGGACCUCGGGGGCGCCUCCACGCAGAUCACCUUCGCCCCCAAAGAGCAGAUCAAGGAUAAGCAGAGCGAGGCCAGCUUCCGUCUCUAUGGAUACGAGCACACGGUGUACACACACAGCUUCCUGUGCUACGGGAAAGAGCAGUUCAUGAACAAGAUCCUGGCCAAGCUGGUGAAGGAACACAGCAUCAGCAGUCCUGUGCCCCACCCCUGCUUCCCCGCUGGUUACCAGUUGAACACCACACUGGGAGAUAUCUUCACCUCUCCCUGCACCAGCAAGCCGGAGCCCUACACCCCCGCCUCCGCCGUCACCUUCAAGGGCAGCGGGACCCCCGCGCAGUGCGAGGCGCUCGUCAAGACCCUUGUGAACCUCAGUGCCUGCACAGGGAAACCAGAGUGUUCCUUCGAUGGGGUCUACCAGCCUCCCGUGCAGGGCAGCUACUUCGCCUUCGCUGCGUUUUUCUACACGUUUGACUUUCUGAAGCUGGCCCCUCAGUCCACUCUGGACGUCACCAGGAGGACCAUCGCAGCGUUCUGCAGCAGAGACUGGAAAUCCCUGAAGGUGGAGUUUCCCUCAGAGAAGGACAGCCGUCUGAGAGAAUACUGCGGCGCUGGCUAUUACAUCACCACCCUGCUGGUCGACGCCUACAAGUUUGACAACCAAUCGUGGAACAACAUCGUCUUUCAGAAGAAGGCUGAUGACACAGAUAUCGGCUGGACUCUGGGCUACAUGCUGAACCUGACUAACCUCAUCCCCUCCGAGGCCCCCCCCGAGGUGAAAGGUCAUGACUAUGAUGUGUGGAUCGGCUCUCUGUUCUUCAUCGUGCUGGCCAUCGCGGUGUGCCUGCUGGCCAUCGCAGUGCAGUGCCUGGGGAGCCCGGAUUGAACAGCCUGGGCUGGAGCCCACACCGGGCAGCCACUGGGGGAGGGGAGAAGAGAGCGAGCGAGGCGGGAGGGGGGUUUGAUGCUCAGCAUUUUUAAAUGGGGUCUGUAUCAUUCGAAACGUAAUGAUUUCCAAUUGUACUGUAUUACAGUCUCCUAUUGAACUGAUUGGAGCUGUUUUAUUGUGUAGUUUUGAGGGGGUGGUAAGUUUCUAUUACAUAGUGAUAUUGUUAUACUGGUUCCUGGUCUUUCAUGGCAUCUUUGUUCAUUGAAUUUUCUAUAUAUAUAUAGAUGUGCUGUCUUGAGGGUAAUAUAUUUACAUUCUAAACAUGAAUAAUAAUAUUGAUGUACAGUAUUGUGAUUUUAGGGUGUACUGUUCGGGCGAUGGGAACGCUGUUCAGUUACAGUUUCUAUGGGAUGGGGGUGUGUGUGUCUCAAUCAUGAAAUCACGAUCUUGCAGAAAAGUGCCUUGAGUUUGCAAAGUUUCCUCUUUGCCAAUCAGUCUGACUGAAUGAUUAUUUAACAACGCUCUGGCGCCACCUGCUGGACUUGGAGUGAAGUCCUCUAUGAACUGAUAAAAGUGACUUUGUGCUUUUCAGUUUGCUUUUCAGUUUGCCAGAUUCAGUUUCAUUCACCGGCGUUUCCAACGAUCAGCCCUGGUUCUUCCCAUGCUUUGCCAGACUUAUCUGCGUGUUGCCAUACUUGCCAAUGUUAAUGUUGAAAAACACACUCAUGUCUCAUUCAUUUGUUUAAACUUUGUGUUAAUUUAAUAAAAUGGAUUUAGGUUCUGGCACAUCA
Acipenser ruthenus (sterlet) is the source of this 2854-nucleotide messenger RNA. Its product is annotated as ectonucleoside triphosphate diphosphohydrolase 8. Gene Ontology annotation, cellular component: plasma membrane. Gene Ontology annotation, molecular function: UDP phosphatase activity; GDP phosphatase activity. The record is from RefSeq and is a predicted model, not a curated record. NCBI's taxonomy places the organism in Eukaryota, Metazoa, Chordata, Actinopteri, Acipenseriformes, Acipenseridae. The transcript has 10 exons. Gene Ontology annotation, biological process: nucleoside diphosphate catabolic process. Bases 564 to 2060 code for a protein of 498 amino acids.